GUUCAGGCAAUUGUGGCUUGCAGGGAACUGGUCUGCUGUCCGUUAAGCCCCAUUAAAGAGCAAGGAGAUCGUUCAGGCUCAAUUCCUGUAGCAAGAGAAGAGCAGGACAGAAACCGAAGCAACAUGAGUACCGCAGGCAAAGUCAUAAAAUGCAAAGCAGCCAUUUGUUGGGAGAUUAAGAAACCUCUAGUCAUUGAGCAAAUCGAAGUAGCUCCCCCAAAGGCUCAUGAAGUUCGUAUUAAGAUUGUGGCCACAGGGAUCUGUCGCUCCGAUGACCAUGUGAUCAGUGGUGCAUUUACUAUGCCUCUUCCAAUGGUUUUGGGCCACGAAGCAGCUGGAGUUGUGGAGAGCGUGGGAGAGGGAGUAACUUGCGUGAAACCAGGAGACCAUGUUAUCCCUCUCUUUGUCCCACAGUGUGGAAACUGCAGUUCUUGCCGAAGUACUAGAGGCAACCUUUGUUCUCAGAAUGACCUUAGUGAACCACGUGGAUUAAUGCCCGAUGGCACCAGCAGGUUUACUUGCAAAGGAAAGAACCUGCACCAUUUCAUUAGCACCAGCACCUUCACAGAAUACACAGUGGUGCACGAGACUUCAGUGGUCAAAAUCGAUGCUGCUGCUCCUUUGGAAAAAGUGUGUCUGAUUGGCUGUGGAUUUUCCACUGGUUAUGGAUCCGCUGUUCAGACAGCACAGGUGGAACGUGGUUCUACUUGUGCUGUCUUUGGCUUGGGAGGAGUUGGUCUCUCGGCUGUCAUGGGCUGCAAGGCUGCAGGAGCUUCCCGGAUUAUUGGAGUUGACAUCAAUAAAAAUAAAUUUGCCAAAGCUAAAGAGAUGGGAGCCACUGAAUGUGUCAACCCUUUGGAUUACAAGAAGCCCAUCAAUGAAGUAUUGUUUGAUUUGACUGGUGGUGAAGGUGUAGAUUAUUCAUUUGAAGUGAUUGGACGCACAGAUACCAUGACUGCUGCGUUGGCUUCCUGUCACAUGAACUAUGGAACCAGCGUAAUUGUGGGGGUUCCUCCGUCAGCAUCUGAGAUCUCUUUUCACCCAAUGCUUCUUUUCACUGGCCGUACCUGGAAAGGAUCUGUUUUUGGAGGCUGGAAGAGUAAAGAUGCUGUCCCUAAACUAGUUUCUGAUUUCAUGGGGAAGAAGUUUGUUCUGGAUCCAUUAAUAACUCACACUUUACCUUUUGAGAAAAUCAAUGAGGGAUUUGAACUGCUCCGGUCUGGAAAGAGCAUCCGCACUGUCUUGACAUUUUAAGGACUUGAAUAAAAGUGGAAUGACAAUAGCUGAAGAUUGUUCUCCACAACUUUCUACCGAACCAUAAGUGCCGUACAUUUGGUUUCUUCUGUUCUAACACCUAUAUUUGCUUAAUGGACUAAAUGAAUGCUGAAUACUAGGGUGAAAUUAUAGAAUUUGUCAGAAAUCUUGAUUAUAUUUGAUGAGAUUUGAAUCAAGUUGAAGCUUUGCUAACCUAUAACAGGGAUUAGAUUAGCAAAGCUAGGAAGGCUAUGACAUCACCAAUUAUUGCCUUGCUAUAUGGUCAAUGUGCUUAUCUUGUACACAUCUGAGUUUUAUAUAAAAGUGUCCUAGAUGAUACCUCUUGCAUUUCAUGGCCUUUGUGUUUACAAUUUGUUUUCUUUCUUCUCACGUAUUUACCAUCUCUGCGACCGUGUGGGCUCUGAUUCAUGAAAGCUUAUGCCACCAUGAAUAUGUUAGUCUGAAAACUACUAAGGUUCUUUUUAAUUUUGUGAAGCACAGAGUAAUACUACUAUCUUUUCGGAAUUUGUUAUUAAAUUUUAAAAAAAACCUCUCUGACUGCAGAGUAUAAAACAUAUCCACAGUUGAGAGGUUAGCUGUCCAGGAGAUGGCAGAAGUCAUCUCUCUAAUACAGACAUGCAUUCUUAUCCUUUAAAAACAUUUCUUCAUAAGGAUUUCCCUUUGUUUCCAAAUAAAUCUCAUUUCUUAAAAACUUUGCCUGUAAUUGUUUGUUUUUGCUCUUAUUUCAGAGAAUUACAUAUUAUAUUGGAUUAAAGACAAGACUUUAAAGACUUUAUCUAUUUAGAUACUAAAUAGAUCUAUCCAGGGCUUUUUUUUCUGGGAAAAGAGGUGGUGGAACUCAGUGGGUUGCCCUCGGAGAAAAUGGUCACAUGGCUGGUGGCCUCGCCCCCUGAUCUCCAGACAGAGGGGAGUUGAGAUUGCCCUCCACGCCGUAUGGCGCGGAAGGCAAUCUCAACUCCUCUCUGUCUGGAGAUGAGGGGGUGGGGCCACCAGCCAUGUGACCAUUUUCAAGAGGUUCCGGAACUCCGUUCCACCGCAUUCCAGCUGAAAAAAAGCCCUGGAUCUAUCUAUUUAGAUACUAGAUACUAUCUAUUUAGAUACUAAAUAGAUAAGUAUCUAGGUUAAAAAAUCUGUACAAAUAAUGAUCCUGAUCUAGAGAUUACUUAAAGGUGGAGUGCUCAGACACACACACAGAAUUCCUCCAUCUAUACAAGUUUCUCCAUUAAUUUUAGUGGAUGAGCCCAAUUUCCCGUUGCAACAGAAUGUGUGUGUGCAAGCAAACCAGGAUUAUCCAUUUAUAUAAAGGGGGACUACCAUCAGUCAAGCACUUUAGAACCCCAUGUGUGCAUCUUGUCUUUUUUUGUUCCUUUGAUCAGCUUAGAGGUAGAAAUAAACAUUAAUUCAACUGCCCCCAAUUAGAUAGGUAUAUAAAUUGUUUGAAGACUGCAAUAUAUUUUGAUAUCUGGCUUUCUAGGUAUUCAACAGAAAUAAAAGUGACACAUCUUAUCUGAAUUUUAAAGCAGUUUACAGUCAAAGAUAAAAACAAUGAAGUACAAGUAAUAUAACAGCCAGGUAAAGAGCCCUAACAUGAGGAAUCAAAACACAUUGGAAGGAUCCAUCUGAUGAGACCAGUUCAGCAGUCCUUGCAAAAUGCCAGUAAAAAAACUGGCAUUCAGAUCCAUAGAUUAGUUCCCUUACCAUGGAUUUCUGCACCUGGCAAGCAGAGGGCACAGCCAGCAGUCCUGUUGAACUGAUCUCACUUUGCAUGUGUACUUAUUAUACAGGAGAGUCAGUUCUUCAUAUAAGUGGAUCUCAGUUCACACAGGGCUUUAGAGGUAAGAAUGGUAAUGCUAGUCACCUCACAGGAGGGGUCUGCCAAAGUGGGCCUUGGGAGCAGGUUGUCCUCCAAUGAAGACUCAUCAUCCCACAUUAAAACAGGGCAGUCCAUGACAAGAGCCCAGGUCUACCCCCCACAGGAAAUAAUGCUCUUUUAAAUUUUAAAAACAUCAGGAUGAGUAGCUGUGUUAGUCUGUCUGUAGCAGUGGAAAAGUUCAGUAGCACCUAUGUGAAGAAGUGAGCUGUGGUGCACGAAAGCUCAUACCCUAUCACUAAUUUUGUUACUCUUAUAGAUGCUACUGGUCUCUUGCUUUUUUCCACUGAAAAGAAAUAGUGUAUUCAUUGUCAAAGACAGGGGUCAUAAAGCAAUUUCUGUGUAGAUUUCUGCUGUGCUCGUGUUUGUUAUUACAUUAAAAUGUGACUGUAUGUUCUCUUAUAAAUCAAAUUAAUAAAACUAUUAUUCUAAGUAA
Eublepharis macularius is the source of this 3581-nucleotide messenger RNA. RefSeq names its product alcohol dehydrogenase 1A. Gene Ontology annotation, biological process: retinoic acid metabolic process; retinol metabolic process. NCBI's taxonomy places the organism in Eukaryota, Metazoa, Chordata, Lepidosauria, Squamata, Eublepharidae. Gene Ontology annotation, cellular component: cytosol. Gene Ontology annotation, molecular function: all-trans-retinol dehydrogenase (NAD+) activity; zinc ion binding. The coding region runs from base 124 to 1254 and encodes 376 amino acids. The transcript is spliced from 9 exons. The record is from RefSeq and is a predicted model, not a curated record.